UUCGACUUGACAACUAAAGCGAUCCGUCUGCGAGAGCCGAACUUGUUGAUUUUUUUUCCUGCAGCACACAAACCCGCGCGCUUAUCUGAGUCUGACACAUGAGCAGUAAAGUAAAAGCGCACAUCUUGCUGCAGCCUGCAUCUGAGAGAGGAGCGCGCAACGCAGCAACUCCUCACAGGAGGCGCACAGAAGCUCGCCUGUCUGCGACUAAAAUCUGGGAUAUUGAGCAUAAGGUCCACACCGUCCUCUCUGGAUGGAGGGCACAGGCAGCAGCUGGACAGCCGAGCACAGCGCCACAUUCGUGCAGCGCGACGACGGCGGGAACGACACGGCUCCGGUGUUUGAGGUGGUGCUGCAGAACAGCUCCUCCACGCGCAUCCCUCAGUUUGCUGGUGUGGAGCUACUUCAGUCCUUCAAGCUGCUGAUAAUACCCUGCUACACCCUCGUGGCAAUCGUAGGCAUCUUUGGCAACUACCUCCUCCUCUAUGUGAUAUGCCGCACCCGCAAGAUGCACAACGUCACCAACUUCUUCAUUGGAAAUCUGGCUUUCUCUGACAUGCUGAUUUGUGUCACGUGCGUCCCCUUCACCCUGGCCUACGCUUUCAACCCUCACGGCUGGGUGUUCGGCCGAUUCAUGUGCUACCUGGUGUACCUCAUCCAGCCGGUGACGGUUUACGUGUCUGUGUUCACGCUUACUGCCAUCGGCGUGGACAGAUAUUACGCCACCGUUCACCCGCUGAAGAAGCGCAUCUCCGUGUUGGCGUGUACCUACCUUCUGUCUGGGAUCUGGCUGCUGUCCUGUGGCCUCGUGGCUCCUGCUGUGGCUCACACCUACCACGUGGAGUUCAAAAACGAGGGCUUCACCAUCUGCGAGGAAUUCUGGAUGGGUCAGGAGAGAGAGCGUCUGGCUUACGCCUACAGCACACUCCUCAUUACCUACGUCCUGCCUCUGUCGGCGCUCUGCAUCUCCUACCUGUGCAUCUCAGUCAAGCUGAGGAACUGCGUCGUGCCGGGCCACCACACCGAGAGCCAGGCGGAGGCUCAGCGCCUGCGCAAGCGCAAGACGUUUCGCCUUGUGAGUCUCGUGGUCGCAGCUUUUGGCGUCUGCUGGAUGCCCAUUAGCGUGUUCAACGUCCUGCGUGACAUUGACAUUGAUCUUAUUGAUAAGCGCUACUUUCUGCUCAUACAGCUGCUCUGCCAUCUGUGCGCAAUGAGCUCGUCUUGCUGUAACCCUUUCCUCUACGCAUGGCUGCACGACCGCUUUCGCGCCGAGCUUCGCAAAAUGUUCACAUGCCGCCGCCGGAUUGGCAUCUCUGCCAACAACUGCGCCACAGCCAGCGUGGUUUUGUGAAGCUCCUCUUGCUUCGUGCCGCGGUCGAGUAGAUUCGUCUCAUUCUGAUAACUGUCUGAUCCCGUUAAGUUUCAAGUGCAGAGGAGAUCUUGUCAACCGUAUCUCACUUAACCUUAAAACAAAAUAAACAAAAUAAAACAACCCCAUGUUCUACACUUUUGCUUCGCACAACUGGGCAUUUUUUUACUACUGAGAAGCAAAUGAUUGCUUCCUGGAGUGUCGCUCCCAGUCGCUAACAUUUGGCCAUGACGUUAUGUACGAAGCUUAUUGGAAAUUGCCUGCAUUGUAAACAACUAUCCUCCACUAUGAACAGAGAAGUGGCGAGCAGAGCAAGGCUGCUGCUAACAUUUGGAAGUGUGACCAACGUGGACUGAACGGUUUCAUUCACGUCCUCCGUUGCUGUUGCUAAAGCUACAGGCAGACUACAGAAAAUCUACGUCAUCGUUCAUAACUUCUCCUUCUGUUCGCUGAUUGGCCAGGAUGAAUUUCAACCAGAGAAAUCGAGAUCAAUGGGAGAAAGCCCAGUCAGAGCACUGAAGGGAGAUGAGAAUCUAAUGUAAUUGCGUAGAAAGGCAAUGGCCAGGCUAGCUCAGAACUCAGUGUAGCCAUAUAAUGUAAAAAUGUAAAGUGUCCCAUUUGGUCAACUGUUGUUUGCUUACACACUGAACUGAAAAUAAAAUAAAUUAAAAGUAUAUUGUUGGGAUGUCAAAUUUGAUUCCUUUCUCUUUUUUGUUUAUUUAUUUUAAUAUGUUAAACAAAUAGUUGUGUAGGUUUUUGUAAACUUUCAUAAUUAUGGCUCACAGCUUUAAUCCAAACCUGAAAUUCAAUUUCCCCAAACAAUUUUUACUGUUAUGUUUUGUCCUACAUGAUCAUGUAGGGAGAUUGAUGACUUAGCAGAUUAUCUGGAAGAUAUUACAACUUGCAAAAGAUGUAAAAACAACCUUGAAGGGAUUGCAAAUCUAAGUUCAUUCAAGAGUUUGGUGGAAAUUCACAAGACGUGGAAUGUGGGUGGAAUCAGUGCUUCAAGAGCCACCAGACACAGACGUAUUCAUCUGUCACAUUCCUUGUGUUAGGCCACCUGUAAAACCAGACACAAUGCAAGAAGAGCCUCACCUGGGCUAAUGGGGAAAACAAAAAGUUUUUCUACAUGGUUUAACUGAUGUAGAUAUGUUUUUUACAACAUUUUACUGACCAUUUGAAGGUUUGCCUUCUCUUCUCCUUUCACACUGUAACAAUUCUAAUGUUGCGUUGUGGUAGUGUAUGGGUGUUGCUAAUUGGUUGAACAAGCAGCUUGAUAUUUCAUCAGGGGCAUUCAUGACAGA
Molecule: messenger RNA, 2673 nt
Organism: Poecilia reticulata (guppy)
Lineage: Eukaryota; Metazoa; Chordata; Actinopteri; Cyprinodontiformes; Poeciliidae
Gene: prlhr2a
Product: prolactin releasing hormone receptor 2a
Biological process (GO): G protein-coupled receptor signaling pathway
Cellular component (GO): neuron projection; plasma membrane
Molecular function (GO): neuropeptide Y receptor activity; neuropeptide binding
Source: RefSeq, a predicted model, not a curated record